This is a messenger RNA of Colletotrichum graminicola M1.001, 975 nucleotides long. RefSeq lists its product as uncharacterized. Bases 1 to 975 code for a protein of 324 amino acids. NCBI's taxonomy places the organism in Eukaryota, Fungi, Ascomycota, Sordariomycetes, Glomerellales, Glomerellaceae. The record is from RefSeq and is a predicted model, not a curated record. The transcript has 5 exons.
AUGGCCAGGAAGCCGCAUCUUUUCUCGCCCUACCAGCAGAUCACGACCGACCAACAACAGUCGACGGCUAUUCUUACCAUGCCCGACGUCGAGAUGGCCGGGACUCGCGAACGAAGAGACGAAGAGGACGACAUCACCGAAUACCGUCCCUUGAACUGGAAGAAGAUCUUCCUGACGCCCAAGUAUAUUCCCUUGCAUCUGUUGGGUAUCGGCAUCCUCGUGGCCACUAUCCUUAUCAGUCUUCAUCAUGACGAAGUUGUCGCGACAUUGAGGCCAUUUUCCGAAAAGGUUCGAUCAUUACCGGGAGGCUUCCUGAUCCCGAUCCUCAUCUUGGUCCUGAUUUCGUUUCCGCCUCUUUUCGGCCACGAGAUCGUGGCGCUUCUGUGCGGUGUGGUGUACGGUCUGUGGAUCGGCUUCGCCAUCGUUGCCGCCGGUACCUUUAUCGGAGAGAUCGGAACGUGGUUUGCGUUCAAGUACACGCUGCGACGGAAGGCCCAUAAGCUGGAGAGGACAAAUCUCAACUACGGCUCUUUGGCGCGGUUGACCCGUGACGGAGGUUUCUUGAUUGUGUUUAUCAUUCGGCUUUCCGUCAUCCCGUCGCAUUUUUCGACUGCCGUGUUCUCGACGUGCGAUGUCAAGUUCUGGUACUUUGCGGUGUCGACGUUUUUGACACUGCCGAAACAGAUCAUUCUGGUGUACCUUGGUGUCCUCCUUGUUGCGAAGCAGGAGAACAGUACAAUCAAGACUGUCGUCUUCGUCGCCACGGGCGUCUUGACCGUCGCCCUAGCGGUGUACAUAUACAUCAAGAUGCGGAGCAUCAAGAAGAUUUUGCUGCGGGAGCAAAGCGAGAGAAAGGCGCAGCGAGAGUUGUUGGAGCAACAGAAGGCGGAGCUGGAGAUCACCGAGACGGAGAUGGAGGAUCUCCAGCCCGUCGUUACAAGAACAGACAGACCAGGAUACCCGCAAUGGAUUUGA